GCAGAACUCCAGUCAUUGAAAGAAACGAUUGUCGAUUUGAACCAAGAUUUACAGAAAGAAAAUUCUCGUAUGGAGGAAUUCGUUAGCACGUUGCAAAUGAAGAAUAGGAGCUGUGACUUGAAGCGUGCAAAGGCCGUUGACCAGUUUGCAGCGAUGAAUACGCAGAUUGAAGAAUGGAAGAGCCGAGUGGAAGAUUUAGAGUACGAAGUCGAAAAAAGCCAUAUGCGCGAGGAGCAACUGGAUUACAGGCUAGCCGAGGUAGUUAACCAACUGCAGGUAGCUCAAAACGCCACAGUUAACAGCAACGCCGACAAGUCUGAAUCGAGUAGCGUCAGUUGUGAUCGAUUCGAGGAGUUGCAGGCAAAUCUGCAGGAACAGUCUGCUCUUGCUCAGUCACGACUAGAAGAGCUGCAGGAUAUUAACGAGCGAUAUAAGGAAGCUCUAACCGCCAUAGAAACGCUAAAAAGUCAGUGUGCCGAUUUAAAUCAGUUUCUGUAA
Molecule: messenger RNA, 498 nt
Organism: Soboliphyme baturini
Lineage: Eukaryota; Metazoa; Nematoda; Enoplea; Dioctophymatida; Soboliphymatidae
Source: the annotation of a GenBank genome assembly